Molecule: messenger RNA, 2163 nt
Organism: Lasiodiplodia theobromae
Lineage: Eukaryota; Fungi; Ascomycota; Dothideomycetes; Botryosphaeriales; Botryosphaeriaceae
Product: Major facilitator superfamily transporter
Exons: 2
Coding region: 1-2163 (720 amino acids)
Source: RefSeq, a predicted model, not a curated record
AUGAAAUCGCCUCUGUCCUCUCGCUUCCAGAACAUGAACCCCAUGAAGCUGCUACCGCUCAAGACCAGCUUCUCCUAUGAGCAGCUGCCUGGCUACGACAAUGGCACGCCGCUCAAGAAGUAUCGCUGGCGCUCGCCGAGCCCGGGCGGCGACCGCUUCAUCUUGCCCAAGCUGAGCUUCUCGCGAGCCAUCCUGUUCGCCAUCACCGCCGUCUUUUGCAUCGGCCUGCUCGCAACCGGCGGCUACAGGCGGCAUCAGCGCAUGAUACACCAGCAACCACCCCCACGCGAGCUCUUCGCCUGGGAGCACUUCCCCAGAUUAAAUGGCUACUACAACGGCCUGCGCACCCUCGUCUCUUACAAGGACUACGUCCCCGAGCAGGCCUACGUGAGAGCCGAAUCCGAGGCUCCUCUGGACACCUUUGCGUCCACCACGCAGAAAGCCAAGGCCCACACCGGUCCCGAACCAUCGCCCUCUGCCCGGCCCUUCCCCUUCAACCCUUAUCCUGAGUGGACGUCUCCCGAAUACCUGAAGGAGUAUCACCCUGUGGAAGAGUGCUACCUGGACGAGGGCUUGAAGACCCAGACCCCCGACAUCUACGCGUACCCUGGUAUCCCCCAGAAUACGACCAAGCCAUUCUUCGGCUCCUACGAGCAGCUUGGCAUCUCCCAGGAUAUGUGCUACGAGCGUUUUGGUCGCCUGAGCCCCUACGGCUACGGCUAUCCCCACGAAGAGGGUGGCGUUGGCCUGGCCGAUAACUCGGAGAACGUUGGCGCCGAGAGAGUCUGGGACAUGCUCAACCAGAAGAAGGUGGAUUGGAGAAACGUCGACUGGGGCCGUGCCCAGAGUGCCUGCUACGAGAAGAACAGAGUCCGCUUCGAGAAGGACGCCACAACCAAGGAUGGCCAAAAGCCCGCUCCUGGAAAGAAGCUGAGGCAACGCACUGCCUAUGUUCUGCGCACCUGGACCGGUUACCAGUAUUCGGAAUGGCAGCUGCUCAGCUUGCGGGCCAUGAUCAACGAGCUGUCGCUGAAAUCGGGUGGUGAGUACGACGUUCAUCUGCUCGUUCACGUCAAGGAUGAUAGCAUUCCUAUCUGGGCUUCCGAUGCCAUCUACCAACGCACGCUUGAGGAGAACGUGCCAAAGGAGUUCUGGGGCAUUGCUACUCUCUGGUCAGAGCAGCAAAUGCGUACAUACUACCCCGAGCCCUUCACCGACAACCUCGAGAACGACUCAGGUCUUCCUGUCCACAGCGUUUACCGUGGUGCCCACUUUGCUCUUCAGUGGUUCGCCCAGCAGCAUCCCGAGUAUGACUUUUUCUGGAACUGGGAAAUGGAUUUGCGAUACACCGGCCACUACUACGAGUUCCAUGAGAAGCUUGGCCAGUGGGGAAAGCGCCAGCCGCGCAAGGGCGCCUGGGAGCGCAGUUCCAAGUUCUAUAUGCCUGACGUCCACGGCACUUGGCAGAACUUCACUGAGAUGGUUGAGGCGGAGAUCGCCGCUUCUGACACGCCUCCGGUCUGGGGACCCCCGAACUACGAGGCCAAGGAAAAGAUCCCUUCGCCCCCGGGCACCACGCCUCCCACUUCCUAUGAGCAGGACAACUACCAAUGGGGCGUGGGCGAGGAUGCUGACCUUAUCACCUUCAACCCCUUCUUUGACCCUGAGAAGACCAACUGGGUGUUCCGCCAUGACAUCACUGGAUACGAUCUUUCGCUUCCUCCGCCUCCCCGUCGCGUAGCCAUCAUUACCGUUGCGCGUCUUUCCAAGCGCCUCCUCAACCUCAUGCAUGAAGAGACUUUCCGCCUUCGUCACACCAUGUUCCCGGAGAUGUGGCCGCCGACUGUUGCGUAUCACCAUGGUCUGAAGUCCGUCUACGCCCCGCACCCUGUUUACUUCGACCGCAACUGGGAUCUCGAUUACAUGAACCAGAUUUUCAACUACCCGAAGAAGGAGAUUGACAGCCCCUUUGGCUGGGGUGAGCAUAACCUCCUCGGCAGUUCUUUCUACUACAACUCUGGUUUCUCCGGCGCUCUCUGGAGACGGUGGCUAGGCGCCUCCGAGAAUGAAGAGGGUGGACGCUACGAAGAAGAGAACGGCAGCGGCCGCAUGUGCUUGAGGGGCAUCCUGUUCCACCCCAUCAAGUUCGAGAGAGGAGAAUAA